This is a messenger RNA of Camellia sinensis, 1116 nucleotides long. Lineage: Eukaryota; Viridiplantae; Streptophyta; Magnoliopsida; Ericales; Theaceae. The record is from RefSeq and is a predicted model, not a curated record.
AUGGCUGCUAAAAGACCCCAACAUGACUCUGCUUCUUCAUCUUCUUUAGCACCACCUCGUUGGAGCUAUGACGUGUUCUUGAGUUUCAGAGGCAAAGAUACCCGCAAAAACUUUACUGAUCAUCUCUACGCUGCUUUGGUUCAAGCUGGAAUUCACACCUUCAGGGACGAUGAUGAACUCCCAAGAGGACAAGUCAUUUCUUCAGAAAACUACGCUUCUUCGAGAUGGUGCCUUGAUGAGCUCGUGAAGAUCAUUGAAUGCAAGAAAACAAUUGGGCAAUUACUUCUCCCAAUAUUCUACAACGUUGAUCCAUCCGACGUAAGGCAUCAAACAGGGUGUUUUGGAGAAGCAUUUGGAAGACACGAAAAGCAUAAUAUGGAUGAGAUGGAGAAGGUGGAUGGGUGGAGAGCUGCGCUCGCUGAAGCUGCUAAUUUAUCAGGCUGGAAUUUGCAAAAUGUUGCUAAUGGCAUUGGAUCAGAUGAUGCUCGCAUGAUUGGAAUAUAUGGCUUGGGUGGAAUAGGCAAAAUAACCCUUGCAAAAGCUGUGUAUAACCAUAUUUUCCUCCAAUUUGAAGGGAGUUGUUUUCUUGCAAAUGUUAGUGAAUUUGCAGGACAAUUCAAUGGCCUAGUUCAAUUGCAAGAACAACUUCUUUUUGAAUUAUUAGGGAUAAAGAAUCUAAAAAUUGGCAGUGUUGACAGAAGAAUCAACUUGAUAAAAGAAAGGCUCCAUUCUAAAAGGGUUCUCAUUGUUCUUGAUGAUGUGGAUCAAUUAAGUCAGUUAAAUUCCUUGGCAGGAAAUCGUGAUUGGUUUGGUCCACGAAGUAGAAUCAUAAUAACAAUUAGAGAUCAGCAUUUGUUGAAGGAACUGAAAGUUCAUGAAAGAUAUAUGGCUAAGGAAUUAAAUCACACCGAGUCUCUGCAGCUUUUCAGUUGGCAUGCUGUCAGAAAAACCAAUCCAUUAGAAAAUUAUGCAGAUAUUGCAAAUGAUAUAGUACGUUACGCUGGAGGACUUUCACUAGCUCUUGAAGUUUUGGGUUCUUAUUUGUCUGGAAGAAACAUGGUAGAAUGGAUAAGUGCACUUGAUAAAUUGCGACAAAUACCUCAUAAUGAAAUUUAG